GCAGAACUCGUAGUGGUUGCGUGUAAGCGCAGCCAUUUUGCUGGUAAUACCCGGGCGGACGGUGUGUUUAGGACCUGUAAAAACCAAAAAGACACACAUUUACAACGACUGAAGGAGCAAGUGAUCGAGAGUUUGAGACUCAACAUCUGUCCACGAUGAGCAGUGUCAGGGUCGCAGUGGUGGGAGCUGGUGUGGUUGGAUUCUCCACUGCUGUGUGCAUCGCUGAGGCUCUUCCUUCAUGUUCUGUCACUCUGCUGGCUGAGACUUUCAGCCCGGACACCACCAGCGAUGGAGCUGCUGGGAUCCUGUUUGCUGCAAAGUUUCCAGAUAUUCCCUUGGAAAGACAAAGACGCUGGUUCAAGGACACCUUUGAUCACCUGCUGGCCAUUUCUCAAUCAGAAAACUCACCGGAAGCUGGAGUAAUGCUGAGCUCUGGAUGUCAGAUUUUUAGAGAGGUUCCAGAAGAUACAAAGCCUUACUGGUCUGACCUUGUGAUGGGCUUUCGACACAUGACUGACCGUGAACUAAAGCGGUUCCCUGAUCACAAGUUUGGCCAGAUUUUCACCACAUUAAAAUGUGAAUGCUCAAGCUACCUGCCAUGGCUGGAGAAGAGGUUUAGUAAAGCUGGAGGUCAAGUGCAACAGAAGAAAGUCAACAAUCUUCAGGAAUUAAGCAGCAGCUACGACAUCAUCGUCAACUGCUCUGGUCUGGGCUCCAAAGCGCUGGUGGGUGACGCCGAGGUUCACCCGGUCAGAGGACAGGUCCUCCAGGUGGACGCACCAUGGUUGCAGCACUUCAUCAGAGACGGAGACGGAAAGACGUACAUCUUCCCCGGCAUACACAGCGUCACAGUCGGUGGCACGAGGCAGGAGGGCGACUGGCGACUCGGGGUGGACGAAGGAGACACGAAAAGCAUCCUGGAGCGUUGCACCAGGCUGGAGCCGUCGCUCAGCAAAGCCAACGUUCUCGCCACGUGGGUCGGUCUGAGGCCGAGCAGAAGAAAUCCAAGGGUGGAGAGGGAGGGGAUGCAGCUGCAGGGCAAGAGAGUUCCAGUGGUCCAUAACUACGGCCAUGGGGGCUGGGGAGUCAGUCUGGCCUGGGGCACCGCCCUGGACGCCAUGAGGCUGGUUAGCCAGUGUCUUUAUGAAAUACCACUACAAGCUAAGCUGUAAAGUAGGACCGUCACUAAACCCGAGUCUUUAACAAGUCAUGAUGCUGUAAAAACUAAGUCAUUAAAAGCACUGAAUUAAGAGGUCAUCGUAGCUUUUAGAAUUUUCAAUGGCAUUAAGACAAAACAUGAAAUGAAUUGAUUUUAUUAUGUGAAAUUUGCUGCUUAUGGUGGUGGAGACGUGCUGCUAUUAGAGCCUGAGGUGAAGUAUCAAACUAAAGGGAUUUUGUGCCUGUAACAGUUGCCUUUGCUGUCAAAAAGAAAAAAAAGUAAGUCAUAUUUAAUGAUGUGAAUAGAAGGGUGAUUUACAGCCUUGCAAAUGUUUAAUAAAGCACAUACAAACACCUUUA
Messenger RNA from Solea senegalensis (Senegalese sole), 1518 nucleotides. It is a transcript of the gene ddo, whose product is annotated as D-aspartate oxidase. The record is from RefSeq and is a predicted model, not a curated record. Bases 156 to 1172 code for a protein of 338 amino acids. The transcript is spliced from 5 exons. Gene Ontology annotation, molecular function: FAD binding; D-amino-acid oxidase activity. NCBI's taxonomy places the organism in Eukaryota, Metazoa, Chordata, Actinopteri, Pleuronectiformes, Soleidae.